ACUCCUUGUUCAAUAAUAGAGAGACGAAGUCAUUGUCAUAGAAAUUACAGAGAAGAAGCCGCUUUGUUAACAUUUCCCUGUUUUUCCUCAAUCCGCAUCUCCAAAAUCCCAAGCUUCUUGCUUUUCAUUCAUCUUGCUUGCCUUGGAUUUCUUUGUAUUUUUUCCCCCACAUUCUCUGCUACUUUCUGUCAGGAGACGUCAGCUGCUCCAGAAAAGCCAAAGUUCCUGCAGCUCAAGUCAUGGUUUCUUUGCAACAGACCUCGUGAAAAAUUUCAUGUGAAUUUGGCAAGGACACGAUGCACGUUUUGCUGGAUUGAAUUUGAGGCUUAUUCAAGAUUUACAUUGUUUUCAAUUUUUGUCCUGUUUUCCUUCUCUGGUGAUGCACAACUGUCAAUCUAUCAUGCCAACCUACGAAGCAGAAGUAGAACAGCAUAUCUUUGCUGCGACUCAGCAUAUUCUGAAGGCAUUAGGGGCAAGUAAGAACCUGAGUGAUGAUUUUAGAAGAGCACUUACUGAGCUUGACUCUCAUUUGUCCACAAUGACUAUAAUAACUGAAAAUGAGGGAGGGGGGUUUUCUGAGAUAGAAGAACAGCUCAAACAUGCUGAGAAAAAGAUUAUUCGUUGGGAGUCAGAUCCAUCUCUGAUAUGGGAUUCUGGCCCCAUGGAAGCCACGGAGUAUUUGCAAGCUAUCAAUGAGAUUCUAACAGUGAUAGAAAGCUUGGGAGGGCUGUCCUUGAGUGAAAAUGGGAAACUCAGGAUGAUUGCUUUACGAGCUCAGAAUGCACUGCAGAGAGCAAUGUCAAGACUUGAGAAAGAGCUUUGCCACAUUCUGUCUCAACAUAAGCAAUAUUUUAGGCCACAGUAUGUUUCAUUUCAUUCACGUGCUGAAGACAUGUUCUAUAAUGAGUCCUUUGCUUUUUUGGAAGAUGAAAUAGUUGAAGAAAUAUCCCAGAGAGAUGGGGAAGACGGAGAAACUUUUGAAUUUUCUUUAGAUUUGGUUGAUCCACAUGUAAUUCCUGAUAUUAAGUCCAUUGCAAAUGUUAUGUCUGCAUCUAAUUACAUGCAAGAGUUUUGUGAAGCUUUCAUUGGUAAGCGGAGAGAAGCAUUAUAUGAAUACUUGUCUAUCCUUGAAAUAGAGAAACUCAGUCUUGAGGAUGUUUUGAAGCUGGAAUGGGAUAGCUUGAACAGGGAAAUCAAGAAAUGGACAUGGGCUAUAAAGAUCAUCAUUAGAGUGUAUCUUGCUAGUGAGAAACGACUUUGUGACCAGAUAUUGGGGGGUUUUGGUUCUGUCAAUUCAUUUUGCUUCAUUGAAAUCUCUAAGGCUUCAGUUCUAUGCCUCUUGAAUUUUGGCCAAGCAGUAGCAAUGGGACCUCAUAAGCCUGAGAAGUUAUUCCGGCUGCUUGACAUGUAUGAGAUUAUGGCAGAUCUUCACAUAGACGUAGACGGUUUAUUCUCAGAUGAUGAUGGUUCUUUUGUUAGAAUUGAGUACCACAAGCUUUUGAGGACACUGGGUGAUUAUGCAAGGGAGACCUCUAUGAGAUUUGUGAACGCCAUUGCAUCUGAUGCAUCUUUACACCCUUUUCGUGGAGGCGGAAUUCAUCACCUCACAAAGUAUGUGAUGAAUUACAUGAGGGUCCUUGCAGAUUAUAGUGAUACUUUCAGUUUGCUUCUCAAGGACCAAGAUGCAGAUGAAUCACAAGCUGUUGUUGAGAUUGAUAAUGAUCAGGACUUUUAUUCUUCCUCUUCUGGCCCAAUGGCUUGCCACCUUCGGUUGGUUACAUGCACUCUAGAAUCCAAUCUCAUUGUCAAAUCCAAAUUAUACAAGGAUGAUUCUCUGCAGCAUAUUUUCUUGAUGAACAACAUCCAUUACAUGGUUAAGAAGGUCAAAGACUCUGAUCUCAGGCUUUUCUUUGGAGAUGAAUGGAUCCGAAAACAUAUCGGGAAGUUUCAACAACACGCUACAAGCUAUGUGAGAGCCACUUGGUGUUCAGUUAUUUCCAUACUUAGAGAUGAUGGAAAGACGAGUCUUAAAGAAAGGUGCAGGAGAUUUAGCACUGCUUUUGAGGAGAUAUACAAAAAUCAGACACGCUGGUGCAUUCCAGAUCUUCAGCUCCGGGAAGACCUGCAAAUUUCAACUUCACAGAAAGUAAUACCUGCUUAUCGAAAUUUUCUUGGAAAUAACAACAGUAAUGUUAGUGAUAAGCAUGUUAAGUACACUACAGAUGAUUUGGCGGAACUGCUCUUGGAUCUUUUUGUUGGAUCACCGAGAUCACUGCGAAAUUCGCGCAGGAGGGCCUAAUGCUCAACUGCUCAUUGGAGUUGCAGCUAGAAGAGAAUCAUAGUAUCCUGGUUAUUUAUCAGGCCACUGCUCACAUGCAUAUAUAUUUACACUAUAAACUGCAUAAAUCUACGAGUGAAUUUGCUCCAAAACGCAGCCAGGCAGCUAUACGUCAGCUUCCAAAGUCUUCUUGCAAACCAAACUAGAGGCCGUCCUAGCAUUUUUGUCCUCUUCAUAUGAAGUUUUGUGGUUGAGGAAUGGAGACAGGGAGAUGGGGACCAUGACCUCAUGUGCCAGUUGGCCGCCUCAAGGCUCAAGAUAUAAUAAGGAGCAAAAGAGUUGAUGAUUGUGAUGGGUACAUUUCAGUUCAAAAGAAAAGAACAAGAAAAUAAAAGAUGGGUUACGUUCAGUGUAGUAUAAAUUUAAAAGCAAUUGACUGAAAGGCCUUGUGGUUUUUUAUGGCUAAAUAUGGCAGGUCUCUGCGUGUUUGACAAAUUCAUCACGGUGGUUUCGC
This is a messenger RNA of Manihot esculenta (cassava), 2792 nucleotides long. Its product is annotated as exocyst complex component EXO70E2. Lineage: Eukaryota; Viridiplantae; Streptophyta; Magnoliopsida; Malpighiales; Euphorbiaceae. Gene Ontology annotation, biological process: exocytosis. Gene Ontology annotation, cellular component: exocyst. The record is from RefSeq and is a predicted model, not a curated record. The transcript is spliced from 3 exons. Gene Ontology annotation, molecular function: phosphatidylinositol-4,5-bisphosphate binding. The coding region runs from base 380 to 2299 and encodes 639 amino acids.